Acomys russatus (golden spiny mouse) is the source of this 736-nucleotide messenger RNA. RefSeq names its product nucleolar protein 12 (gene Nol12). The record is from RefSeq and is a predicted model, not a curated record. Gene Ontology annotation, cellular component: nucleolus. Gene Ontology annotation, molecular function: RNA binding. Lineage: Eukaryota; Metazoa; Chordata; Mammalia; Rodentia; Muridae. The transcript has 6 exons. The coding region runs from base 61 to 711 and encodes 216 amino acids.
CUGCUACACUCGGAACUGUUGUAGGCCAGAGGGAGCCACGCGGCCAGAAGUCUUCGUGUUAUGGGACGCAACAAGAAGAAGAAGAGGCGAGAUGGAGAUGACCGGCGGCCCCGGCUCGUCCUCAAUUUCGAUGAAGAGAAGCGGCGAGAAUACCUGACAGGCUUCCACAAGCGGAAGGUAGAGCGCAAGAAGGCAGCCAUUGAAGAGAUAAGACAGAAGCUGAAGCAGGAGCAGAAGAAGCUUCGGGAAGAGCGCCACCAGGAAUACCUGAAGAUGCUGGCAGAAAGAGAGGAGGCACUAGAGGAGGCAGAUGAGCUGGAGCGGCUAGUGACAGCAAAGACAGAGUCGGUGCAGUAUGACCACCCAAAUCACACAGUCACCGUGACCACCAUCAGUGACCUGGACCUCUCAGGGGCCCGGCUGCUAGGCCUGCCCCUGCCUGAGCAAGGGGACCAGGAUGAGUCCCAGGAGGAAGUGUCAUCCUCGGAGAAGCCAACAAAAGCCUUGCCCAGGAAGUCCAAAGAUCCCCUGCUCUCUCAGCGCAUCUCCUCCCUCACAGCCACACUGCAUGCACACAGUCGGAAGAAGGUCAAGAGGAAACACCCUCGUCGGGCCCAGGAUUCCACCAAGAAACCCCCAAGUGCUACUCGGACCAGCAAGACCCAGCGCCGUCGCCGGAUGACUGGAAAAGCCAGGCACAGUGGGGAGUGAGGCCUCAAGCAGCAGCCUGUGGGUU